Molecule: messenger RNA, 2744 nt
Organism: Stegastes partitus (bicolor damselfish)
Lineage: Eukaryota; Metazoa; Chordata; Actinopteri; Pomacentridae
Gene: klhl41a
Product: kelch-like family member 41a
Exons: 6
Coding region: 53-1849 (598 amino acids)
Molecular function (GO): protein binding
Source: RefSeq, a predicted model, not a curated record
GGAGAGUCCAUCCUGAACUGCCUCACUUCUCUCCACGUUCUGUCCUGAAAGAAUGGAUCCCCAAGGCCUGAGGGAAGAUCUCCGUCUGUUUCAGAGCACUCUGCUGCAGGACGGACUCAAAGAGCUCCUGAAUGAGAAUAAGCUGAUUGACUGUAUCCUAAAGGUUGGAGACAGAAGCAUUCCCUGCCACCGGCUCAUUCUGGCAGCGUGCAGUCCUUACUUCCGGGAGCUGUUCUUCUCAGUGGAGGGCAAAGAAGACGACAAGAAGGAAGUUGUUCUGGAGAACCUUGAGCACAAUAUUUUGGAGGUGAUUGUGAAUUACAUGUACUCCGCAGAGAUUGACAUCAAUGACGACAAUGUGCAGGACAUUUUGGCUGUUGCCAAUCGCUUCCAGAUCCCCUCCGUGUUCACAGUCUGUGUGAACUAUCUCCAGAAGAAGCUGUCCAGGAAAAGCUGCCUUGCCAUCUACAGACUGGGACUGAUGACGAACUGCACCAGACUGGCAGUGGCAGCUCGAGACUACGUGGCAGAUCGCUUUGAGUCCGUAGCCCAGGAUGAGGAUUUCUUAGAGCUUGCUGCGCCUGAACUCUUUGCAAUUAUUGGAGCGGAUGCACUGAACGUGGAGAAAGAAGAGGUGGUGUUUGAGACACUCAUGAGGUGGAUCAGAAAAGACAAAGACAAGAGAGUCAAAUCACUGGAAGAGGCCCUUGAUUGCAUUCGUUUCCGUUUGCUCCCAGAGAAGUACUUCAAGGAGAAAGUGGAGAAAGAUGACCUGAUAAAGGCUGAUCCUGAGGUUCUCAAAAAAAUUAAAGUCAUCAAGGAUGCGUUUGCGGGGAAACUGCCUCCCAAGAAAAAGGGUAAAGAUGGCGAGGAAGGAGAGGAGGACAAGCUGCCGGGGUAUCUGAAUGACACCCGCAGAUAUGGCAUGUACGCCAAAGACAUGGUGCUGAUGAUCAAUGACACUGCUGCUGUGGCCUAUGACGGCCAGGAGAAUGAAUGUUUUCUUGCAGCGAUGGCCGAGCAAAUCCCCCGAAACCACGUCAGCAUGACAUCAAAGAAGAACAAUCUGUAUGUGUUGGGAGGACUGUUUGUAGACGAGGAGGAGAAAGAAAACCCACUGCAGUGUUACUUCUACCAGUUGGACAGUCUUGCUGCUGAGUGGAUGGCUCUGCCACCAAUGCCCUCUCCCAGGUGUCUCUUCGCUAUGGCUGAAGUUGAGAAUCUCAUCUUUGCUGUUGCAGGAAAAGAUUUACAGUCCAAUGAGUCUCACGACACGGUCAUGUGCUACGAUACUGAAAAAAUGAAGUGGACGGAAGCAAAAAAGCUGCCCUUGAGAAUCCACGGCCACUGUGUGGUCUCAGAGAACGGGCUGGUUUACUGUAUCGGAGGAAAAACAGAUGACAAUAAAGCAACCAAUAAGAUGUUCGCAUACAACCACAAGAGGUCAGAGUGGAAGGAGGUGGCUUCUAUGAAGACGCCCAGAUCGAUGUUCGGAGCAGUUAUUCACAAAGGGAGGAUCGUUGUCGCUGGGGGAGUCAAUGAGGAAGGCCUGAUAGCUGCCUGUGAAGCCUAUGACUUUGGAACCAACAAGUGGACCCCAUUUACCGAGUUUCCUCAGGAGAGGAGUUCAGUCAACCUGGUCAGCUGUGGAGGCCUGUUGUACGCCGUUGGAGGCUUUGCCAUGGUGGAGAAUGAGAACAAAGAGUGUGCACCCACUGAAGUCAUCGACAUUUGGCAGUAUGAAGACGAAAAGAAAGAGUGGACUGGUAUGAUCAGAGAGAUGCGUUAUGCAGCAGGAGCCUCCUGCGUUUCUAUGCGCCUGAAUGCGGCCAAAAUGCCCAAACUGUAAUUGCAUUUUCAAGGACAUUCAUAUUACUGCUGUAGGACACACAAUAAUACGUACUAUACAAGCUGUUAUUUUGCAGCUCAUUGUUUUCAGUAUCAUUCUAACACAUCGGACACAUCUCCUUUGCCUGCUCUGUUGGUUUUUGCUUUCAAUUUUGUGACUUUAUCAGGUCUUUGUUGUCUCAUGUGUUCUGUAGCAUAUUUGAGAAUUUCCCGUCACACUUAUUAAAAUGUAUAGUAUUAAAAUAUUAGCGACAUUUUAUCAGAUUUUUGUGUUUUUACCACAGUUCAUAAAAUAUUUGGAGGUCAUUUAAGAAAAGUAAUGUCUGCUAAUUUUGAUUUUUUUCAAAAAUGUUUAAUACAAAAGCACAUAAUGCACAAUUUUUGCUCAACAUGAACGAGGUAGAUUCAUGCCAACUUUAUACUAUAAUAACAAAAAAGCAAGGAGCACUUUAUGUAUAUUAACACAUUGCAUUCAAAACUCUGUUCAGUCACUCUGCCAAAACAUUCUUCAAAACCAGGCUAAUAGCUCAGCGCUGCAGGUAACUUUUCUGUCAUUAUUCUAUAAAUAACAGCUCGAAGGAGAAAGCUAUCCGAAUAUUUUCUUCUUUAGAUAUUCCUGCCAGGCAUCAUGAGUGGAAAGCUCCAUCGAGUUCCAUUCAAAGUGAGGAAUCUGUGACAACACAGACAACACAUAUUCAGAAUCAGAAUCAGAAACAGAUUUAUUGCCAGGUAUAGUUUACACAACACAAGGAAUUUGUUCUGGUGGGUUGGUGCAACAAUAAAUAUAGAGUAAAUAUUGCGCCAUUGUAUGCCUUUUACCAUAUUGCUUGUAUUUAAUCGGGUAUAAUUACAUUCAACAUCAUGCUCAAUAAAGUUUUCUCACCUGAACAACACGA